Baudoinia panamericana UAMH 10762 is the source of this 1297-nucleotide messenger RNA. RefSeq lists its product as uncharacterized. The transcript has 2 exons. Bases 138 to 812 code for a protein of 224 amino acids. Gene Ontology annotation, cellular component: nucleus. NCBI's taxonomy places the organism in Eukaryota, Fungi, Ascomycota, Dothideomycetes, Mycosphaerellales, Teratosphaeriaceae. Gene Ontology annotation, biological process: transcription by RNA polymerase II. Gene Ontology annotation, molecular function: transcription coactivator activity. The record is from RefSeq and is a predicted model, not a curated record.
UUUUGCGGCUGCGGCAUGUCCCGGCUGAAUCUUCCAUAUCAUCGUGGCAUUGUUGCCUCAUUAGCGCACCUUGUCCAUUCCGUAAGCGCUACUAGCCUACGUCUACACAUUACCGAAUCGCAUUAAGGGGGAGAGAGAUGGCUGGGAAGAAGGCGGCGGGCGAAAACAGCAAGAAAGCAGCGGGCAAUGCGAAGAAGGCCGAGGUAGCGGCGCAGAAGCAAGCGGCAUCGAACGCGAAAGCAGAAGCUGCUGAAAGCGAGGAAUGGGGCAAAGGCGCCAAAGACAACAGCAAGGCCGCAGCAGCAGCAGCCAAGGCUGAAGAAGCGGCCCGUAAGAAAGCUGAGAAGGCUGCAAUACUAAAAGAGGAGGAGGAUUCACUGCCCAGCAAAUCGACAAAGCCCUCCAAAAAUGCUCCUCCUCCUAAGAAAUCUCGCGGUCUCGAUCUCUCUGGCCUCGACGGCGAUGAUGCCACUUCCAAAUCGGCCCUCUCCGCUCUCAACGCCUCCGGCAUCGACUCGGCGUUGGACGCUCUGGACAUAACAUCCAACAAGACCGAACAGAUUGAUCGGCACCCCGAGCGUAGGUUUCCGGCUGCUUAUAAGGCCUUUGAGGAACGGAGGUUGGAGGAGAUGAAGGAUGAGAAGGGUUUGCGGCGGAACCAAAAGAUCGAGCAGAUACGGAAGGAAUUUGAGAAGCACCCAGACAAUCCGUUCAAUCAGGUUAGCGGGUCUUACAACUUGAGUAAGGACGAGAUGAAGGAGUUGAGGGAGAGUGUGAAGGAGUCGAAGGAAGGGUUCUUGACUGGGAAGUGAGACAGCUGCAGGACUGGACACCAAUAAGAUGUCGUCUUCAGAUGAUGCCGACCAGCGACGAGGAGCAGCCACAGCUGCCAUCUGUUUGGCUGCCACCGGGCACAACUCCCUCUACUAGAGUAUGUCGCAGCAAUAGCCGCUCGCACUGCAAGGUGGCGUAGCGGGCGAUGUGGCAGGCCACUGACGACUGACGAGAUUGAUGAGUCGCAGACGGGGUAGCACUUUUGGGCUGCGUGUGUAGGACUGCGAUGAUUGUGUGGUGGAAGGGCGAGACAUACUAGCAUAGUAGCACCUUCCAAUAGUAGCCAAAGCUCACGUGCAACAAUUGUGCAUGCGGUGCAUUGGAUCGAGCAGCGAGCGGCCGGCAUUCGGGUUUAGCGGAGAUAAGUUUUCGGCAUUGAUGCUGUAGCGCUUCGGAAGUGUGGGGAGAGUGGAGGUGCAAUGGCGUGCUUGAGUCACGACAUAUACUUCAGGUAUAUCAUCCG